UUGGAACCGCUCUCACCUUCUCAGGUUAGUCCGUUACUGGAUCUCCAAAGUGCGACUGUCAUCGUUAGACUGUUGGAAAGAUUCUAACUCGUCAUUAUGAGAGAAAUUGUACAUUUGCAGGCGGGCCAGUGCGGUAAUCAGAUUGGAGCCAAGUUCUGGGAGGUGAUAAGUGAUGAACAUGGCAUCGACCCGUCCGGGACAUACCACGGUGACAGCGACCUGCAACUGGAGCGAAUCAACGUCUACUAUAACGAAGCAACAGGUGGAAAGUAUGUCCCCCGUGCAGUUCUUGUUGAUUUGGAGCCAGGAACAAUGGACUCUGUAAGAUCUGGUCCAUUUGGUCAGAUUUUCAGACCAGACAACUUUGUUUUUGGUCAGAGUGGGGCAGGUAACAACUGGGCCAAAGGCCACUACACAGAAGGAGCUGAGCUGGUGGACUCUGUGCUGGAUGUGGUGAGAAAAGAGGCAGAGAGCUGUGACUGCUUACAGGGCUUUCAGCUCACACACUCUCUGGGAGGAGGCACAGGCUCUGGCAUGGGUACCCUACUAAUCAGCAAAAUCCGAGAAGAGUAUCCAGACCGUAUCAUGAACACUUUCAGCGUAGUGCCCUCACCUAAGGUGUCUGACACUGUGGUGGAGCCUUACAAUGCUACACUUUCCGUCCACCAGCUGGUCGAGAACACAGAUGAAACCUACUGCAUUGAUAAUGAGGCUCUGUAUGACAUCUGCUUUCGCACCCUGAAGCUCACUACACCAACAUAUGGAGACCUGAAUCAUCUAGUCUCUGCCACUAUGAGCGGCGUGACCACCUGCCUGCGUUUCCCUGGUCAGCUCAAUGCCGAUCUGAGGAAACUGGCUGUGAACAUGGUGCCAUUUCCUCGAUUGCACUUUUUCAUGCCAGGCUUUGCCCCCUUGACCAGCCGAGGCAGUCAGCAGUACAGGGCUUUGACCGUCCCUGAGCUUACGCAGCAGAUGUUUGAUGCCAAGAACAUGAUGGCGGCCUGUGAUCCUCGCCAUGGCCGGUACCUCACAGUAGCCGCCAUUUUCCGCGGCCGCAUGUCCAUGAAGGAGGUGGACGAGCAGAUGCUAAACGUGCAGAACAAGAACAGCAGCUACUUUGUGGAAUGGAUUCCCAACAACGUCAAAACUGCUGUGUGUGACAUCCCCCCUCGUGGCCUCAAAAUGGCUGCCACCUUCAUAGGAAACAGCACAGCCAUCCAGGAGCUGUUCAAACGUAUCUCUGAGCAGUUCACCGCGAUGUUCCGCCGCAAAGCUUUCCUUCACUGGUACACUGGAGAAGGCAUGGAUGAAAUGGAGUUCACCGAGGCAGAGAGCAACAUGAAUGACCUGGUGUCUGAGUACCAGCAGUACCAGGACGCCACCGCAGAGGAGGAGGGCGAGUUUGAAGAGGAGGAAGAAGAUAUGGCCUAAAUGUCUGUUUGAAUGUUUCUUAACUAUGCAAAAGUUAAUGCUGUUGAAGUUAGUUUUAACCCUCACGCUCUCCUCGGGGUCACAUUGACCCAAAGAUUUUUUUUUUCCUUCCCGCUCUCUUGGGGCGGGUCAGUCAGACCCAAAAAUUUAUUUUCAAAUAAAUUCUUGCCAGAAGAGAAAAUAAUAUUUUGGGUCUGAUUGACCCGCCCCAAGAGAGCGGGAAGGAAAAAAAUGUCUUUGGGUCAAUAUGACCCCGAGGAGAGCUUAAGAAAGUUCCCAGCCUUGACGAGAGUAUGCGUUCUUUCCACUCGUAUUUUUAAAUGUUUUCUUUUACUGUUCUUUCCAAAUAAAUGAUUUAAACUCUUGUCCUGUGUCUAACUUCAAAACAAUGCAUUUUAUAUUUACAAAGAUAUAACUUAAAAUAUUAAAUUAUAAAACUCAAUCAUGAUAUAUGCAUCAAAGGUAAAUUUCUUUGUACUAUUUUUACAGUGGAUACUUGCUGCUCACUUGUUUGAAUAAACUAUCAUGACUCUGA
Messenger RNA from Boleophthalmus pectinirostris (great blue-spotted mudskipper), 1966 nucleotides. RefSeq names its product tubulin beta-4B chain. Bases 97 to 1431 code for a protein of 444 amino acids. Gene Ontology annotation, cellular component: cytoplasm; microtubule. The record is from RefSeq and is a predicted model, not a curated record. The transcript is spliced from 7 exons. Gene Ontology annotation, molecular function: GTP binding; structural constituent of cytoskeleton; GTPase activity. Gene Ontology annotation, biological process: mitotic cell cycle; microtubule cytoskeleton organization. Lineage: Eukaryota; Metazoa; Chordata; Actinopteri; Gobiiformes; Gobiidae.